AUGCUUCCCGCCUCCGAGCGGUCCUCCCUCUGGGGAAUGAUUCAUGCCUCCGACCUCCGGGUUAGACUCAAGAACCGCCUUCGAACGGUCCUCCCUCUGGGAAAUGAUUCACGCCUCCGAGCGGUCCUCCCUCCGGGGAAUGCUUCCCGCCUCCGAGCGGUCCUCCCUCUGGGGAAUGAUUCACGCCUUCCGCCUCUGGGCAAGGCUCGAGCAUCGCUCCGCGGGCUAGAGACGGAGUGUCUCCCAUCAGAAAGAAGGCGGAGCGCCUCUCCUAGGAUGAAAGACUAA
Messenger RNA from Linum trigynum, 288 nucleotides. Lineage: Eukaryota; Viridiplantae; Streptophyta; Magnoliopsida; Malpighiales; Linaceae. The record is from the annotation of a GenBank genome assembly.